CUGCGAAGCGUGUCUAUUACUUGGCCUAUGCAUCAUGUUUCGGCCCAGUGCAGGUAUAUAAGUUGAUGCAAUAUCGCCGCCGGGCCCCACUGCAGUGAACAGAUUCUUCUCAGUGAAUCCUCUCGAGUCUUUUGAGAUCCAACCACAAGUUAAAGAUGGCAUUCGCCGGAAUUCUGAGUGACUCUGACAUCACUGCAGCCCUUGCUGCUUGCCAAGCUGCCGACUCCUUCAACCACAAGGUGUUCUUCGCUAAGGUCGGGCUGGCCGGCAAGUCCGCUGAAAACAUCAAGAAGGCUUUUGAGGUCAUUGACCAGGACAAGAGCGGCUUCAUCGAGGAGGAGGAGCUCAAGCUCUUCCUGCAGAAUUUCUCUGCUAGUGCCAGAGCGCUGACUGACAAAGAGACCAAGGCGUUUCUCCAGGCUGGUGACACUGAUGGCGAUGGCAAGAUCGGAGUUCAAGAGUUUUCUGUUAUGGUCCAGUCCUAAACCAACAAGCUGACCAACAUCUUACUUGACUACUCUUAAGGAACAACUUGAGCCCAGAUAUUCUCUUCUUCUCUCUCACUUUCUCCCUUCAACUCCAUUUUUUUUUUUAUACAUUUGGCCAUUGAGCUCUGAAGCCAAAUCAAGCCGCUCCGCCUCCUGUUGGUUGUGCUGCCCACAAUGAAUGUAGCUGACUGUGUGGUGUGCGUUUGUGUCUUCCUUUCUUUCUCUCUCUCUCUCAAAUACUUCUGACGUCAUCGUUGUACUGUGACCUUUGCUUACUGUGACAUCAGUGCUGGUGCACUUGAAUGGCAAAUGGACGGACGAUGAGAACAACAAUAAAGGUGCUUUUUCAGUACCA
This is a messenger RNA of Syngnathus acus (greater pipefish), 843 nucleotides long. RefSeq names its product parvalbumin beta 3-like. The transcript has 5 exons. Bases 156 to 485 code for a protein of 109 amino acids. Gene Ontology annotation, molecular function: calcium ion binding. The record is from RefSeq and is a predicted model, not a curated record. Lineage: Eukaryota; Metazoa; Chordata; Actinopteri; Syngnathiformes; Syngnathidae. Gene Ontology annotation, cellular component: nucleus; cytoplasm.